Cryphonectria parasitica EP155 is the source of this 2019-nucleotide messenger RNA. RefSeq names its product carboxypeptidase S1. Gene Ontology annotation, molecular function: serine-type carboxypeptidase activity. NCBI's taxonomy places the organism in Eukaryota, Fungi, Ascomycota, Sordariomycetes, Diaporthales, Cryphonectriaceae. The record is from RefSeq and is a predicted model, not a curated record. The transcript has 4 exons. Gene Ontology annotation, cellular component: fungal-type vacuole. The coding region runs from base 1 to 2019 and encodes 672 amino acids. Gene Ontology annotation, biological process: proteolysis.
AUGGCCACCCUCGCGGGCCUCAGUGCUGCACAGUUUCCUCCACCGCGCGAGGGAGUCACCUGGGUUCGCUCCCAACACCACCCAGGGAUCACAAUCUCGUACAAGGACCCCCAGAUCUGCGAGACGACGCCCGGGGUCAAGAGCUACAGCGGCUAUGUGCACCUCCCGCCCAACUCGAUCAACGAGACGGGCGAGACGCAGACAUACCCGAUCAACACCUUCUUCUGGUUUGUGGAGGCGCGCAAGGACGCGCACCGGGCGCCGCUGAGCAUCUGGCUGAACGGCGGGCCGGGCGGGUCGAGCCUGAUGGGGAUGCUGAGCGAGAACGGGCCGUGUGUGAUCGAGGCGGACAGCAACUCGUCGGCGCCGAACCCGUGGGCGUGGAACAACGAGGUCAACGUGCUCUUCAUCGACCAGCCGGUGCAGGUGGGCUUCUCGUACGACAGCCUGAACAACGGCACCUACGAGCUGCUGCGCAACAACCCCAUGGAGUCGGAGCUGUCGGGGGACGACGAGUGGUCGCCCAUCAGGCUGCGCGACUUGGUGGAUGGCGAGGUGCCGGAGCAGAACGCCACCUUCUACGUCGGCACGUUUCCUAGUCAGAACUUGACGCAGACGCCCAACUCGACUGAGCAUGCCGCUGUGGCACUGUGGCAUUUUGCGCAGACUUGGUUUGAGGAGUUCCCAGAAUAUAAACCUCAUGAUGAAAAGAUUAGUCUCUGGACAGAGAGUUAUGGUGGUCACUAUGGACCAAGCUUCAUGAACUUCUUUCGCAAACAGAAUGAGAAGAUCUCACGUGGUGAGAUCUCUGGGCCAGGCACACACUAUCUGCACCUCGACACGCUCGGCAUCGUAAACGGGUGCAUCGACGUCGAGGUGCAGGACGAGACCUACUCAUUCAUGGCCUGGAACAACACGUACGGCCUCGUCGCGGUCAACGAGACGACCAAGCACAGGCAGCUCUGGGAACUGUUCCGACCAGGCGGCCUCAAGGACAGGGCCGCCAAGUGUAAGCGCCUGGACCAGCUCCUCUCAGCCCAGCGCUCCUCGCAGGCCCAGAAGAAGAAGGAGGAGGAGGAGCACGACGACAACGACGACGAGGUAGUCGACCCGGAAUACGUAGAGGCCUACUGCCGAAACCUCACCAUGGCCAGCCAAGAGAUCCUCAUCCAGCCGUACCAAGAGACGCAACAGCACGGCUGGUUCGACGUGACGCACCCGGCAGGCGACCCGUUCCCUCCCAACUACCACCUGGGCUACCUGAACCAGCAGUGGGUGCAGCGCGCCCUGGGCGUGCCCGUCAACUUCACGUGGGCCUCGGGCUCGGUCAGCCAGGCGUUCAGCAAGCACGGCGACAUGCCGCGCGGCCACCACCUCGAGGCGCUCGCGGACCUGCUGGACGGCGGGGUCAAGGUGCACCUCGUGUACGGCGACCGCGACUUUGCGUGCAACUGGAUCGGCGGCGAGAAGGCCUCGCUGGCCAUCCCGCACCGGCACCAGCAGGCGUUUGCCGCGGCCGGGUAUGCGCCGCUGACCGUGGCCGAGGGCCCGCCGUUUGUGCCGUUCGGCCUGACGCGGCAGCAUGGCAACCUCUCGUUCACGCGCGUCUUCCAGGCUGGGCACAUGGUGCCGAGCUACCAGCCCGAGGCGUCCCUGCGCAUCUUUGAGAGGGCCUUGUUGAAUCGAGAUAUUGCCACGGGGACGGUGGAUCUGACGCGCACGGGAGAGGAGGAGGGGGAGAAGGAUAUCUUUAGCACGGUGGGCACGAGGGAUACUUGGUGGAGGAGGAACGAGUUGUUGCCGUUCGAGGGGGGUAGAUGUUAUAUCCUGCAGCUCAUGACGUGCUCGCAGGAAGACAUUGAGGCGCUGAGGAACGGGACGGCGGUGGUGAAGGAUUAUGUUCUUGUAGGUGUUGAUCAUCAACAAGAGCAGCAGCAGCAGCAGCAGCAGCCUGUAGGAGGAGAUACUUUGGAAGAGGAGGGUCAGCAGGUGAUGUUGGCGGUGGAUAACGAGUUGUAA